UAUCAGUAUUUUUAAUAUCACUGCUAGUGUAGAUACUUUCUAUGCAUUUCACCUUUUUCAAAUGACUGGCAUCCUUUGUGAUAUCUCAUACAACUUGAAGAACGUUAGCAACCAAGAUGAUCGUAUUGCAAUAGUACGUCAAUGUCUUGUGCAGUACAGCAUUGUGUUAAAAUGUCGAGACAAGCUCCAACGAAUUUAUGGGCCCAUCAUUCUUUGGACGAUGGGGACCAAUGCAAUUUUACUUUGUGGAGUUGCAUUUCAAAUUACUCACCUACAAACUGUAUCAACAGCCAGAAUAAUAUUAUUCAUUGUCCAUGGUGGAAUGAAAACCAUUCAAAUUUUUAUGUAUAAUUGGGCUGGAAGCCGUUUGACAGAAGAGUCUGAAAUUUAUAGAACAGCUCUAUAUACAUCCAAUUGGUUAGAAAAUAAAAAACUGAUGAAAAUAAUAGCUAUCGCACUUGGACAAAAACCACUCAUCGUAAAAGCUUGCAGUUAUUUAAUCGUUUCUCUUGACAUGUUUGUAUACGUCAUGAAUGCAACUGCAUCAUAUUUUGUCUUUCUACAAACAAUGGAAAUACAUUAA
Messenger RNA from Chelonus insularis, 583 nucleotides. RefSeq names its product odorant receptor coreceptor-like. NCBI's taxonomy places the organism in Eukaryota, Metazoa, Arthropoda, Insecta, Hymenoptera, Braconidae. The coding region runs from base 62 to 583 and encodes 173 amino acids. The transcript is spliced from 4 exons. Gene Ontology annotation, biological process: sensory perception of smell; detection of chemical stimulus involved in sensory perception of smell. The record is from RefSeq and is a predicted model, not a curated record. Gene Ontology annotation, molecular function: odorant binding; olfactory receptor activity. Gene Ontology annotation, cellular component: plasma membrane.